Periconia digitata is the source of this 1414-nucleotide messenger RNA. NCBI's taxonomy places the organism in Eukaryota, Fungi, Ascomycota, Dothideomycetes, Pleosporales, Periconiaceae. The record is from the annotation of a GenBank genome assembly.
AUGUCUUCUAUCCUUCUUGGUCUUGCUGCCCUUGCGGCUUCCGUGAAUGCCCACGGUCACGUUAGCGGUAUUGUCGCUGACGGCGUCUACUACGGUGGUGCCGACCCUUCCUACUUCUACAAUGCUGCCAACGCCCCCGAGAACGUAGGAUGGGCCGCUAGCAACCAAGACAACGGUUACGUCGGUGGUGACCAGAGCACCUACGACUCUCCCGACAUCAUCUGCCACAAGGAGGCCAAGGCCGGAGCCGCUAAGGCUACCGUCGCUGCUGGAGGAACCAUCGAAUUCCAGUGGAACACCUGGCCCGAAUCCCACAUCGGCCCCGUCAUCACCUACGCUGCCAACUGCGGCGGUGACUGCACUGCUGCCAACAAGGAAGAGCUCAAGUGGGUCAAGAUUGACGCAAAGGGUCUUGAGGGUGGCAAGUGGGCCGCCGUCGAGAUGAUUGCCAACAACAACACCUGGGCCACCACGGUGCCCUCCACCCUCGCUGCCGGCGACUACGUCUUCCGUCACGAGAUCAUCGCUCUUCACAGCGCCAACAACGCCAACGGCGCCCAGAACUACCCCCAGUGUGUCAACGUCGAGGUCACUGGCUCCGGAACCGAGAACCCCGAGGGAACUGUCGGAACCGCUCUUUACACUGCCACCGACCCCGGUAUUCUCUACAACCCCUACGGCGGUGCUACCACCUAUGAGAUUCCCGGCCCAGCUCUCUUCGGUGAAGGCGCUGGAUCUGGAUCUGCCCCAGCUCCCGCUCCCUCAUCCAGCGCCGCUGCCCCCGCCCCCAGCUCUGCUGCACCUGCUCCUAGCUCGGCUGCUCCCAGUGCUGCCCCAUCAGUCUCUGCUGCCCCUGCUCCUUCUGCUUCCCAGCCUGCCACUCAACCCAAGCCCUCCACUCUCGUCACUUCCUCCAAGCCUGCUCCUACCAGCGGCUCUGGUUCCGGCGCUGCCGUUGCCAAGUACGGACAGUGCGGUGGCAAGGAAUACACCGGUGCUACUUCUUGCGCCGACAACUGGACUUGCAAGGAGCAGAACCCCUACUACAGCCAGUGCGUUGAGUCUGCUUAGAUCAGACCUCAUUUCUCAUUUGGUUGGUGACGUUAUUGUUCUCUGAACUAUUCGACGGCCUGGCGUAUUCAUAUUCAUGAAGACAUCUGGCUGAGAUAGAGCAAGUAGUUCGCUAGAUACGAACGCUUUUUAUGGUUGUGCUUUUUGGAGGACCUGUGGUUCUUUUGCCUUUAACGGCCUUACUUCUUCUGUUCACGUGUUUAUAUAUAUCAAAACAAUGCAUAUACAUACAUUCUUAACCUUGAUCUUCUCUGCAAGUGAUGCAUUAUGGGUUCUUUACGAUGGCACGACAAAGGUGAACUGCUUCAGACCUACUAACGCUAUAUUUGCGAUUUUGAUCUUU